AUGGAGCAAUAUGACGUGGCAGUUGUUGGACUUGGUGUCCUCGGAAGUGCAGCGGCAUACCACGCCGCUCAAAAGGGCAAGAAAGUCGUCGCAUUUGAGCAGUUCGAGCUGGGUCACGUUCACGGUGCCUCUCAUGACACAUCGCGCAUUGUCAGAACCACAAACUCAUCACCUGAAUAUGUGGCUCUGGCCCAAGCUGCUUAUAAGGACUGGGCUGCCCUCGAAAAGGCCACACAUCAAAAGCUGUUGACGAUUACGGACGCCCCAACUCCCAUCGGGGACUUCACGAGAAGUUUGGAUGCCCGGAAUGUUCCAUAUGAGGUUCUCAAUGCCAAGGAAGUGAACAAGCGAUGGCCCCAAUUCGACAUUCCGGAUACCGUCGAUACAGUAUAUACAGCCGAUACCGGCAUUGCUCAUGCUGCAAAGACCGUCUUGGCUAUGCAGAGCCUGGCGCGUAUCCACGGUGCGGUGCUGAAAGAACAUACACGAGUGGACCGCGUGAUUCCCAAGGCGUCAGGUUCUGGUGUUGUCAUCCAGACGUCAAAGGGACAAGUUCACGCAGCCAAAGUGAUUCUUGCAGCCGACGCAUGGACAAACAAGCUUCUCGCCCCUCUCGGCGUACAUAUCCCAUUGUCAGUGAUGCAAGAACAAGUGACAUAUUUUAAGCCGACAGAAGAGCAAGCUUGGGAGUCUAGCCGUUUCCCUGUGUGGAUCUGGGGCGGCGAUCCUUGUUUCUACGGCUUCCCAUCUUUCGGCGAGCCAACCAUCAAGGCUGCCCGUGAUACAUCCAAUAACUUCAUGACACCUGAGCAGCGUACCUAUGUACACUCCCCCCAGUUGCUCGAGCAGCUUAAUUCAUUUAUGGGCAAAGUCAUGCCAGACAAUGGCCGCCAGCCACUUCGAACCGUCACUUGUCAGUACACCAUUACGCCAGAUAGACAGUUCGUUAUCAGCCCCCUGGAAAAGCAUCGGGAUAUAAUCGUUGGUCUUGGAGCUGCUCAUGCUUUCAAAUUCGCACCGGCCUUCGGUCGUGUUCUGGCGGAGUUGGCUAUUGAUGGGAAGAGCACAGAGGAUCUUUCCAAGUUUGGCAUUCCGCAGACAGCGACUUAUACCAGCAAGCUUUGA
Molecule: messenger RNA, 1125 nt
Organism: Penicillium canescens
Lineage: Eukaryota; Fungi; Ascomycota; Eurotiomycetes; Eurotiales; Aspergillaceae
Product: putative sarcosine oxidase
Exons: 2
Coding region: 1-1125 (374 amino acids)
Molecular function (GO): flavin adenine dinucleotide binding; sarcosine oxidase activity
Source: RefSeq, a predicted model, not a curated record